AUGAGUUCCCUCCAAUCCGUGCUACCUGACCUGCACAUCUCUGACAACGCACAACUCAUCAUCAGUGCUGCAACUUGUCUUGGUAUCGUAGGAGUAAUUGCUCGGGCUUACCAUACUAAAUCAGAGAGUGGCCUUCCUCUCCCACCUUCCCCUCCCAUUCGGAGAUUUGGGGUGCACUCCCUGCCGCAGCGCAACUCAUUUCUCACUAUAGCGAGAUGGAUUGAUGAGUACGGUCCUUUGAUCACCAUUCGGCCAAGAUCUGAGAAAAUCGUUAUUAUCGGCCGUUACAAGGCCGCCUUGGAUAUUUUGGAGGAUCAUGGAAAAUUGACAGCUGAUCGUCCUCGCAUGAUUGCUGCUGGUGAAAUAUUUAACGGCGGAAUGGGCAUCGGAUUUGCUCACUGGGGGGACAGGCUCCGUCGGAUGCGUAGAGCACUUCAUACGCAUCUCCAGCCUAAAGCAGCUUCGGCUUACGAACCCCUGCAGAUGUCACACGUGAAGAACACAGUUCUCGGGAUUCUUAAUGAUCCACACAACUUCCAGAACUCUGUGUUAACUUAUGGUGCGACGACAAUUAUGAAAGUUGCAUAUGGGAAGAAUACCCGCACAUCUGCGACUGAUCCAGAUGUGGUUGAAAUCAAUUCACUCAUUGUGUUGCUUAGUUCAAUCGUGCGUCCUGGUGCCUACCUAGUGGACUCAAUCCCGUGGCUCAGAUACCUUCCUUGGUAUGGGCGGGAUUUAAAACGUGGGUUUGAGAGGAUCAAGAAACUCAACACUGGUCAGCUGAACCGCGUGAAACAGCAAAUACAGAACGAUGUAGACGUCGGCCCUUCGUUCGUAAAAUAUAUGCUAGAGCAUAGCCAACUCCAUGGUUUGACAGAGACUGAGAUGGCCUUUCUUGCCGGAUCUUUUUUUUCAGCUGGAUCCACCUCGACUUCGAAUUCAAUAUGCACGGUACUCAUGGCAGCAGCAUGUUUCCCCGAAGAGCAAGCUAAAGUUAAGGCCGAGCUCGACGCGGUCGUCGGAAGGCACCGAGCACCGACCUUCGCCGACCAAGAAUCUCUUCCUCACCUGCAGGCAUUUAUAUCUGAGGCUUUGAGAUGGAGACCACCAGUGCCUUCCGGUGGAUUGGCUCAUCGCGCAAGCAAAGAUAUAAUUUGGGAAAACUACUGUAUUCCAGCUGGGACCACGAUAUUUGGGAAUCAUUGGGCGAUCUCUCGAGACCCAGAUGUCUACCCGGAGCCUGACACGUUCAAGCCUGAGCGCUGGAUUGACGAUCAAGGUCUCCUGCGAGACGAUUUAAAACUCAUCAUCUAUGGGUUUGGUCGGCGCGUAUGCCCCGGUCAACAUGUCGCUAACAGAUCGGUGUUCAUCAACUCUCUUCUUAUCCUGUGGGCAUUCCAGCUCACGUUGGAUCAUACGAAGCCAUUGGAUGAUAUGGGGUUCAUGAUCGGGGAGAAAGUAGACAGGCCGUGCGCUAUUGAGUUUGAGACGAGGAUUCCGGAAUCGGAGCUCAGGCGCAUGAUGCAGCAUUAUCCCGAGGAACCUCCAACCACUUGGAAGGAGUGACCUCAGAAUGUUAGCAUCACCACUAUCGCAUUCAACAGGCGUGCGGUAAAAUGAUUCAAGACACCAAUACGUCAAAGUGUCAAACAGGAGGAAUGAUCAUAGUGCUAGUAGAUUGAUUGAUUUCUGAACGUGC
This is a messenger RNA of Suillus clintonianus, 1699 nucleotides long. RefSeq names its product cytochrome P450. The transcript is spliced from 13 exons. NCBI's taxonomy places the organism in Eukaryota, Fungi, Basidiomycota, Agaricomycetes, Boletales, Suillaceae. Gene Ontology annotation, molecular function: heme binding; iron ion binding; monooxygenase activity. The record is from RefSeq and is a predicted model, not a curated record. Bases 1 to 1566 code for a protein of 521 amino acids.